Molecule: messenger RNA, 830 nt
Organism: Nothoprocta perdicaria
Lineage: Eukaryota; Metazoa; Chordata; Aves; Tinamiformes; Tinamidae
Gene: ABCB8
Product: ATP binding cassette subfamily B member 8
Exons: 8
Biological process (GO): transmembrane transport
Cellular component (GO): membrane
Molecular function (GO): ATP hydrolysis activity; ABC-type transporter activity; ATP binding
Source: RefSeq, a predicted model, not a curated record
CGCCUACGCCGCCGAGGUGGAGCGCUGCAGCCGGCUGAGCACGCGCCUCGGCCUCGGCAUCGCCGCCUUCCAGGGGCUCUCCAACGUGGCGCUCAACGGCAUCGUCCUGGGCACCAUCUUCGUGGGCGGCUCGCUCAUGGCCGGGGACGCGCUCUCGCCCGGGGACCUCAUGUCCUUCCUGGUGGCGGCGCAGACGGUGCAGAGGUCCAUGGCCAACAUCUCCAUCCUCUUCGGGCAGGUGGUGCGCGGCCUCAGCGCCGGCGCCCGCGUGCUGGAGCUGGUGGCGCUGGAGCCGCGCGUGGCGCCGCGGGGCGGCACCCGCAUCCCCGCGCACUCGCUGCUCGGCCGCAUCUGCUUCCACGGCGUCUCCUUCAGCUACCCCAGCCGCCCCGACUGCCCCGUCCUGAGGGAUUUCAGCCUCACGCUGCCGCCCUGCAAGACCGUGGCCAUCGUGGGCCCGUCGGGAGCAGGCAAGUCCACGGUGGCGGCGCUGCUGGAGCGCUUCUACGAGCCCACGCGCGGCUCCAUCACGCUGGACGGGGUCGACGUCUCCUCGCUGGACCCCUCGUGGCUGCGCGGGCGCGUCAUCGGGUUCAUCAGCCAGGAGCCCGUGCUCUUCGGCACCACCAUCAUGGAGAACAUCCGCUUCGGGAAGCCGGACGCCUCCGACGCCGAGGUGUACGCCGCGGCCCGGCUCGCCAACGCCGACGGCUUCAUCCGCGCCUUCCCCCAGGGCUACGACACCGUCGCCGGCACGCACGAGGAGCUGCUGCGGCGCCGCGGGAUCUACGCGGAGCUCGUCCGCAGGCAGACCUCGGCGGCGGGAUGAG